Messenger RNA from Haliotis rubra (blacklip abalone), 5458 nucleotides. RefSeq names its product BTB/POZ domain-containing protein 17-like. The record is from RefSeq and is a predicted model, not a curated record. Lineage: Eukaryota; Metazoa; Mollusca; Gastropoda; Lepetellida; Haliotidae. Gene Ontology annotation, molecular function: protein binding. The transcript has 4 exons. The coding region runs from base 461 to 1924 and encodes 487 amino acids.
AGACAACGGACGCCAUAAGUAUGUUGAUGAAUAUUUCCCAUCAGAGCGGCUAAACGGAAGUUUACGUUUGUUGAGGAAGUUGAGUAAAAUACAGGUACAUCAUUGACCCACGUUUUUGCACCCGCAAUAUAUUACGAUAGUUAAUUCAUUUGGAAACAUCAUAUGCAAAUGUGACAACUGUUGAGUAUGGCGAAGUGACUCCGGCCAACGAGUCCCAGGUCAGAGUGUCCCGGAGCGAGAACAAAAGUGACUCAUUAUUUCAAAGGUACAUAUAAGCCGCCAGAUUCCCAGCAUGAUUGUCUUUCUGGUGUAGUGUGCGUUAGUAUUCAGCUAGUCUACCUCAUUCAAUGUUGCGAAUUGUGAAUUCUGGAACGAGACUGACAAACACCAACUGACGAAACGCGACCACACACGCCAGUAAUGAUGAAGAGAGACAGAAAGACGUCACAGUGUUGUCAAAAUGGGCAACCUAUUCUGGCCUCCGUUUAGUAAAUACCGAAAAAUGGAGAGUCGUCCUGCCAAACGUCACCAUCCAGAGACCAAGGAUGAGGGGCUGAAUAAGAAACAAAAUCUGACAUUGGAGACCAUCAAAGAUGAGGCAGCGUUUGUGUCCCGGUUCAGCGCUCUCUACAACAGCAGCAACCUCAGCGAUCUGGUGCUACGGGUGGGCAGGGACAGAUACUACUCUCACAGGUUCAUCCUCAUCACAGCCAGUGAUGUCUUUGAAGCCAUGUUGAACCAGAGGCGUUGGGUGGAAUCUCAGGAGCCAGAGAUAGACCUGACAGAAGACCCCGAGUGUGCUCCAGUGUUCGGGAUAUUCCUCAAAUAUCUCUACAGUGGCUCAGUCCAGGUGUCGACGGAUACAGUUCUACCCAUCCUUUUACUGGCAGACAAAUACAGCAUCACUACCCUGCGCGAGUCCUGUAUCGAAUAUAUGAUGCGACACAUUGUUGAGUCUCCCGACACAAACCGAACACUAACAUGGUACCAGUAUGCCAAAAUGACGGGACAGGAAAAACUGAAAGAGAUCUGUCAGAAAUUCAUCCUGUCCAAUUUUGAUGUUAUUCUUGAUGCCCCCGACUGGCAUGAAAUGACUAAGACUGAGCUUGUUGAGUUCCUUAGCAGCUCGGAUCUUGUGGUACUGAGUGAGAUCCAUUUGUGGAACAAAGUCGAGAAAUGGCUGACCUGUGAAGAAAACCGUGAUUCACUUGCAGAGAAUCUUAAAGACAUCUUGCCCCUUUUGAGAUUUAACAUGAUCUUGCCUAAAAAUCUAUUAACAAUUGAAUCGUCACCUUUGUGUUCGAAGUACACAGAACAUUUUGCAGAGAAGCUAAAUCAAGCCUAUCGUCACCAUUCUCUGAUGAUGGAUUGUGGAGAUGUUUGUGAAAAUCGAGAGCAGUUCAGGAACUAUUACAGUAAGGAAUACCACCUAUGUUUUCCAUUUUUGCUUGAGAAUUACCCAGGCAUCAGCAAGAUAAACAGCCGCGUCACAGUUGAAUGUCACGUCCCAACCCACUACAUGCCCUCCAGUCAAUCCCAAGGUUCUUGCACCGAAUUCACUGCCUACUUUUUCCCUCGUGGUUUCUACAAUACCAUCACCUUAUAUGGCACGUACAUGAAUCGUCAGAGCGAUGCCACAACGUUCAAACUGUGUCGAAAGUUUUCUGACCAAACUACUUUAAAGACUGAUGUCACACUGGUGCUUUAUGGCCGAAAGAAUUCUGUAAGGUACAUUGCCUACACCUUCAACAUGAGCCAUCUGUUUGGGAAGGAAUCAUCGACCCUCGCCAUGGAAAACAUCAUCGACUUGGACAAACUGAUGCAGGAUGAUUCUCCGUACCUAAUUGAUGGAACCCUUGAUGGGAAGCUCUUCGUGAAAAUACAAGAUAUGGGACCACACUUGUUGGACGGUGAUACUAAGUGACAAGUAUCUACAAAAUGAAAAUCACAAAUUUUGGAUGUUAUGUACAAAAGGUUUGAAACACUGAUGACAUAUUUGCAUGGGUGUAUUCUGUGUCAGGUACUUCACAGUGUUCAUUCGCUCGAAGUUGAUCAUUCUGGAAACAAUUUUACCAAUUUACAUAUGUUUUGAAAAGUUUUACACUUUUACACAGAGAAUUAUAUUUACACAGAUUUGUUAUUAAUGCUGAAACUUGGUUAAUAUAUUCAAACAUGCAUGUCCCCAAGAAAAAGUUUGAUUAGAUUGAGCACUUUCCAUUUAUAUAAAAAGAAGCCUGAAAACAAUGUCAAAGAUAUUACAUCAUUUCUGAUUUAUGCUUCAAGCUAAAUUAUUUAUUAAUGUUUAUGAAUGUACAACAAAGUUCACGUAGACACAUAAGGUUGAGGGAUAUCAUUAAUCCAUGAUAUAUACGAUGUAUGCAUUGCAACCUGUGUAACGAUGGUAACAUACAGGGUUCUAUUGUACCAUUGCCAUUGUGCCUAGGGAAGUUUAACGUAGAAACAGCAAAAGGUUUGAAUAAGUAAACAGGAUGGGAACUUAUGGUUGGUAUUUAUGUUGUUUUAGAGACUUAUUUCAUACAUUUGUCUAACUGGAAGUUUCAACAUUAAUAUUUUUAACUCAUGUGAAAUAAGGGUUAUUAUGUUAGGGUUGGCUAUCAAUAUAGGCAAACAGGAUUGAUAAUCGCUUACUAAAUAGCAAGAAAUAUGGCAGAUGUAAGUUCAAGCAAAAUAUCUUUAAGAAUUCAACAUUACACUCCACUGGUGAGAGGUGAUAUGUUUAUGCAUGGAUGACAAACAAAACAGUGUCCUGAAGCAGUCCGUGAUUAAAAACCUAACUUAAUGCGUUGCAUGAGUAAAUUAAAACUAUAUUUCACAAAGGUUUAUGUACAAUAUUAUCGAAUGCACAAUUUUUAUGUCGGUAAUCAUAAAUAAUUUUUCUGAUAAGUGAUAUUAUACAAUUAUUGACUUCUAGUGAUGUUGAUCCAAUGAUUUAUCGACCUUGGACAUGUGAUAGUCACUGAGGCGUAGCCGAGGUGAGUAUCACAUGUCCAAGGUUGAUAAAUCAUUGGAUCAACCGAACUGAAGUCAAUAAUUGUUUUAUUAUAUGACAAAAGUACUGAAUACUGACACAGUCAUGAAUCUUCGUGGUGUCGGGUCGUCUGCCAUUUUGAUACAGAUGGGACAUAAACCAACACAGUCACAGGGACAAAGCAAUGCCUAUCGCUUCCUUAUCUAGCGUAACGCACGCAGUGCGGAGUUCACAGCUGGAAUAGCCCAAAUCUAUUUUUAGCCACGGGAGGUGCUUGGAUUGUUAUAUCAACCUCACGCGACGUGACGAGGUUGACAUCGCUUAGCAUCAAAGCUGUCAUGUGACCAAGUGGGCCAAUCAGAAGGGCGGAAAUCUACCCGUCAUAUAAUUUAUCUGAUUUUCGACCUUUUUAGCCAGCUCUAUCCAGUAUAUUGAAGACCCCCUACAAACUCUGGUUGUUGUCUACCGAGGCACAUUGGCAUUGAUCCCUGUAAAGUACUAAGUAGCCUAGCAAUACACAUUUAUGUGUAGAGUAGAAUGCUACCUCAUAAUUAUAUAUGCCAUGUAUCUUGUCGGCCAUACCUGCAAUAGUGCCACCCCCAUGCCUUUCUCACCAAGUUCGUUCCUUCUUGAACAUGUUGAAGUGUCCAUUGAUUUAGAGGGGUGUAAGCCACACCUUUCAUCUAGUGAAAAAUAGUGCCUUUGUAGUUGUAAUGGUAAAUGGCAUCAUAUGGUUAAAGGAUGCAUUACAAACAAGCUUCACAUAUCAAGCAGUUCUUUGUGAGGAUGUAUUUGGCUGCUGAGGCAGUCAUCUUUUACCUCACAGCAAUCGUACCACUAUGACUGUCGUAAGUCUAUGUUGCAGUAAGAUACUUGCAAUCAUAUUAGCACUAACAAUGGCCUAGUCGAAUGUGACCCUGCAUUAUAUAUAGUGUGUGAUAUGGAAUAUUAGGUACAAUAUUGUCACAGUUCAGCCAAAGUGUCUACAACUCCUUUGCUGUGACUGAAUAAACCUGUUCAUGGCUGUCAUUAGGAAUGAUUGCAUUUAGCAGUAAACUAUUCCAUGAAAAUCUAGUUGUAAUUUGCAAUGCAAAUUGAUUAUUUGUCUUUUUCUUAAAAGAAAGAUAUUUUUACAUAUUAUUCCAUUUGUUAAAUCUUAUACACUGUUUCUUAAACCUUGCAAUAAAAUCUAGUAUGUUCUGGGUUUUUUACAUUUCACUUCACUGAAAACAUGGUAAACCACCGUACCCCCCAAAAAACAUUUCAAAAGUAUUAUUUCUUUUUUGGCCAAUUUCAGAGUCUUUUUUUUGUCAGUCUCAGAUACCAACUAAACCAAACAUGAGGCCUUGAGACAGAUAAGCCAUAGGCUGAGAUGGACUGUUUUGCCACGAUAUAUCAACUAAACUCUACCUUCUCCUGGACUCCCAUCUUUUGUCUUGUGAAUGUUUUGUUGAAGAGUUUUAGUUUAACAAGUGUAAUGUGCCUGUAUAAAUUGCUUAUUUAUCGAUAAAUAACUGGAUAUACAGUGUAUACCUAUUUAGACAUCGUAAUCAUGCUUUUGAGUAGCAUUUGGAGGUGAUAACAUAAAGGAGAGAAUUUAUGGGUGUUAAUUUCCUUUUUAGAAGGAACACCAAAUAUAAGGUUCACAUUUCAAUCAAUUUUUAUGAAGGAGUAUGGGUAUAUUCUGUAAUGUUGUGUUCCUCAUAAUAAAAAGUUGGCAUCCAUACUUCCCUUCUUUAGAUGAAGAUUAUGCCUAGGUAUAUAAGUAUAAUGGUUGUGAGCAUGUGUGAUCCAGUCAGUCUCUUAUGGCUUUGAAUCCAGCCUUAUAUAAUGUCAGGUCAAGCUAGCUUUUUGAGAUUAAAACAAAACUAUUUUUGAGACUGUUAUUGGAGUAGUCAGGUAGCCUUAUGAUUUGCUUGACUUGAUUGCAUAUACUUGAUACCCUCACAUGGAUGUUACUGCGAUAUGUUAAAUACAGAGCCUUGUUAAUAAUAUGUUUAUUUUGUUACUGUGGUAACAACAAUAUUUUGUCAAGUGAGAUUAUAUAUACAGGGACAUCAUUUAAAGAUCUUAGGCCAAUUUCUAGUCAUGGAGAUUGUAGUUUAGUGCAAUGAGUAAAUCUGUGAUGUUUGGUGUUGGGUCAUUAUGAAAUGUCUGAUGCUGUACAUUACUGAAUUUAGUUCAUAGUAUAUUUGAAAAUUGCAUUUUGUGGAUACAAGGAGUCCAAACCACAUUUUAUGUUUAUAAUUCCUUAAAAGCAAUAUAUGUUUGAAGUCAUUUAUUCACAGAGUGAUUAUUUAGUCAUAAACAUUAUACAAAAUUAGCAGCAUUCUUCGGGGAAGUGAAGCAACACAGUCCUGUCCAGUCAAUUUACAGCCAAUCAGGGCGGUGGGGUAGCAUUUGCUCGUCACGCUGAAGACCCGGGUUUGAUUGCCCACAUGGGUACAAUGUGUGGAGCCCAUUUCUGGU